This is a messenger RNA of Drosophila persimilis, 17480 nucleotides long. RefSeq names its product titin (gene Strn-Mlck). The transcript has 11 exons. The record is from RefSeq and is a predicted model, not a curated record. Bases 60 to 17480 code for a protein of 5806 amino acids. NCBI's taxonomy places the organism in Eukaryota, Metazoa, Arthropoda, Insecta, Diptera, Drosophilidae.
UGGCGGGGCGGUUAUUAUUUGAACAGAAAUUAUAAGCAGGCCCUAGCCAGUCGAACGCCAUGGGCAACGGAUGUUCCAAAUGCUGUCAGUGCAACGAACAUAAACAGAUCAACGGCACGCUGUCCUCGGCCUCGUCCGUCUACAGGAAAAGGAGCCGUGGGGAGAUACCCAUUGAGAACUCCGAUCGCUUUCGGAUAACGCAAACCAGCAAUGCCGUCCAGCUGGCCGUGGAGCACGUGCAGCGGGAGGAUGCCGGGCAUUACACGCUGUUCGCACGAACGAAAAGCAACGAUGUGGUGCGCAGGCACGUCGAACUCAUUGUCGAGGACAGAUCGACCGGAGACGAUCCGCCUGUGUUCCUGCGGCGCCUGGUCGAUCUCUCUGUCAAAGUGGGUACACGAACACGUCUCCUCACCGAAAUACGCAGCUCAACAGAUCUUAAGCUUACAUGGUACAGAAACGACAGGAGAGUGUGUGAGAAUGAUCGAAUUACAGAGAUCAACGAGGGCACGUUUCAUUACCUGGAAGUGAGCCCCGUGACAUUGGAUGAUGGCGGUCAGUGGAUGCUGAUGGCGGAAAAUUUUGGCGGUCGAAACUCGUGUCUGGGCACUAUGAACGUGCUGGUUCCCAAGGCGUACAAGACGCCCGAGUUUGUGGAGGAGCUGCGGGCCGUUCUGACAGAACAGGGAACUGUUUCGCUGGAGUGCAAGGUGGUGGGGGUGCCCACGCCACACUUGCGCUGGUUCAAGGACUCCAAGGAGAUCAAGGCUGGCGAUAUCUUUGCACUGACCGCCAAUGCCGAUGAUCCCACAUCUCUCGGGACGUACACCUGCGAGGCGAGGAACUGCAUGGGCGUCACCUAUUCUAGCUCCAAGGUUCAUGUGGUGGGACGCGGCAGUCGGGAGGGCUCUCUAAAGCCAGCGGACAACGUUUCGAGCAAUGCGCCGCCUCCGAUAUUCACAAACGAACUGCGGGACAUGAGCAUCCACAUCGGCGAGACAAUCAUUCUCGGCUGUCAAGUGGUGGUGCCGCCCUGGCCCAAGAGCGUCAGUUGGUACAACACGGAUGGACGUGUGGAGACCGCCGAGCGAUAUAAACUGAUUGAAGAUGGCCUGGGCGUCUACAUGAUCGAGAUUAAGCCAUCGGAGUCCUGCGAUGCCGGGGAAUGGAAAUGUGUGGUCACCAGCUUUGAGGGAUGUGUGGGCAUCUCCACCUGUGCAGUUAACAUGGACAUUCCCAGAAACUAUCGCAAGCCUCGGUUCAUGGAGAGCCUUCGUGCCGUUCUAACUGAAGAGGGUCUUGUCUCCUUUGAGUGUAAAGUGGUGGGCUUCCCAACGCCAGUGCUCAAAUGGUUCAAGGAUGGCCAUGAAUUGAAGCCUGGUGAUGUUUACCAGCUGACAGGAACCAAUUCCCUGGGGACCUACUGCUGCAUUGCGCGUAACUGCAUGGGAGAGACGAGCAGUACGGCCGUGCUCACUGUGGAGGACAUACAAAAUCAGCUUACCGAUGAGGAGCGCAUGGUAUUCACGCAACAGAACCAGGCACCCAAGUUUCUGACGGGCCUAAAGAGCACCGAUGCCAAAAUCAACGAACCCUUCCAGUUCAAGGUGGUGGUGAAGGCCACCCCGGAUCCCAUACUGUCCUGGUUUCGGGAUGAGCUGCCCAUCGAUCCGAACGACAGAUAUAAUCACUAUCGUGGCGAGAACGAUGACUGCUGGCUGCUGGACAUAAAGGCCGUCGAGUUUGUGGAUCAGGCCGAAUGGAAGUGUGUUGCCGUCAAUGAUUUUGGCACCAGCAUAACGUCUUGCUUCCUUAAGCUUCAGAUACCCCGGCACUAUAAGAAGCCUCGCUUCCUCGAGUGUCUGAGAGCGGUGCUCACCGAGGAGGGAGCCGUAAAUCUCGAGUGCAAGGUCAUUGGCGUGCCCCAGCCGGUGCUCAAGUGGUAUAAGGAUGGUGUGGAACUGAAACCCGGCGAUAUUCAUCGAAUCAUCUCUGGCCAGGAUGGCACUUGCUGCCUGGGCACGUACACAUGCGAGGCCAGGAAUUGCAUGGGUGUCGUCGCCAGCUCUGCAUCGCUGCUGGGCUUUGAGGACGCCCAAAGAAGUCAGAGCCAGGGCCAGAAGAGUGAGCCGCAGCACGAAAACGAGCUGCAGAGGAACUACUCGCUCUCCACAAUUCAAGAGGAGCGCACAUCCCAGAUGUAUGAGACGCCCGUUGGGGACAUAACCAUUGACGAGAAGGGUGAUGUGUCAUUCUCCUUCGAUGGCAAAGAGGUCUCCGUUUCGCUCUACGAAACGCCGGAUCUCACCGAGGAGGAGGCCCUCAAAAUUGUCGAAAUGUAUGCAGAUCAAAUAUCUGAGCACGUGACGGAGCACAAUAUCGUUGAGCUGCCACCGUUGCGCUUUGUCAAGGAGACUUCGCAGUCGGGAAAGCUACUGAUGGAGGCUGUUGUCAUUGAUAUAGCGCCCGAGUAUUUCAGCCAUGAGGAGGAUAUGCGCACCGAGGCGGAUAUGGAUGACAUAUCAAUUACAGAGAUCACAGUGCAUGGGUCGUCCGGAAGAGAAGGAAAACUCGACAAAGAGACGCAGCAAUAUGUGCAAGAAUCCUUUGAGAAAAUGGAGGAGGAACUGUCGCUGUCGGCCCCCAUACGGAAGCGGAAAAAGUCGCGACCCACUGAGACAGAUGAGUUCUUCAGCCUGUCCAAGGCCUCGGCAUCGGGUAGCCAGGAAGGGGAGGAAGAGACAUCGGAUCUGCAGACCUUUGCCAGUGCCCAAAUGUCCACAUCACAGAAGGUGGCCACCCAUUCAGCAUCUCAGGCCAGUCCGGAGCAGGACCCAGAGUCAUUGUCGGCACCAAAGAGGAAAAAGUCCAAGAAGCCAUCAGCCGACAGUGAUUCAUCAAAGACCAAUGAGGAUGAGGCACGGCUGCAGGACAUUUCCGGUGCAGUGGGUGAUGGUCUCUUGGUGACCCCAAAAUCCCACCCAAAAGCAGUCACCGACGAGAGUGAAAUCAAUCGAAAUCUUAUGGCCCUAGUGCCCCUAGCAAAGCUUCUCAAGGUAAUUGAGAAAUAUCUCACGGUAGUGGAGAACGAGGUGGUGGAGCAGUCCACCAUGAUGAUGACGGCGGCUGCCGCAGAUCAGAGCAUUGCAAUCAUCCGUAACAUUAUUGAUCCUAUCAAGCAAAUCGAAUCGAAGCUACGCGUCUACUCUGGCGAGACACAGAUCGAUGGCCUCAUCCAGUCCAUGGACGAGGACAUACGCAAACUCCACAUGGGCUUGCAGGUAAUUGAAAAGUGUGUGGAGAUAGAUGAGACUGGGGCAACGCUCAUACAGCGCACCAGUGUCUGCAUCAUUGACAGCGUAGCAGAUCAAAUGAAGCGGGCCCUGGAAGAGCUGAAAAUCGUCAGCCGACGAUUUGAGUCGGAGUGCCUAAGGGCACAAAUAGAGCUCACCGCCGAUGACAUCCAGCAGGGGCUGGAUAUUACCCAGGGCACCAUUAAGUCGCAGGCACUGCUUCAGGAGGCACAGGAAUUGGAGGCAGCUAAGCAUUUUACCGAAGCCGUCGAGAAGAUGCAGGAUGUGCCCGACUCUGUAUCCUUUGCCACCAUAUCGGAAGCCAAUUUGCCCAGCGAAGCGAGCGCUCUCAAGGAGAUUUGCCAUCCAGUGGCAAGGAUACAAGAGGCACUGGAACGUGUGGAGAUGGAGCUCUCGCUGGAGGACUCGGAGGAGCAGAUCUACAAGAAAGUGCAUCAGAAAGUGCUCGAAAGCAUUGUGGAGCCCAUUAAACAGCUGCAGAGUACCCUGCAGUCCAUCGAAGACAAGACCGAAUCCCUGGCAGGAUCCGAGUCGAUGGAGCAGAAAAUCAAUAUGGCCAUCCUUGAUAUUGUAACGCCGCCGCUGUUCGAGCUCAAUAAGGGACUCGAGGUUAUUCUUAACGAGAAAUCUGACAGUGUGGAGGGAGGCAUGCUUACAGUUAGCACCGUGGAAUCGAUGGUGCCGCCCCUGCAGGAGAUACAGAAUGGCCUGGCGCAGCUAGGACAAGAUCUGGAAAGUGGCCAGGCCGCGAUGACUGAGGUGGCAGAGCAAGACCUCCGAUCCGAGCCCGCACUGGAUGUGGCCGAUACGCAAAAACUCCUGCAGUCGUUUGCCCAGGCUGUUUUACAUUUUGAAACUAACAUUGAGAGGAUUUCGCCUCGCCUCUCGUCGAAUGUGAAAGUCCGCUUGCUAAAUCUGAAGGAUGAGCUAUCGGCAUUGAUUGGCACCAUCCUAGACAGAGAUAUAACCAGGCAUCACGUGGAGCUGCUCGACAGGCUCAAGCGGCCGGUGGAUGAACUCAACUACUGUAUUCGCCAGACAGAGGUCAAGACUAUUUCCGGCUCGUUAGCAGAUCUAAUUGAGCCACUGAGCAUGUUGCAGGAUAAUACCCAGAAGGGCCAUGGCCUGCUACUCAUUGCACGAGAGCCCGAUCAGCAGGCACUGCAAACGCUCGACAACAUUAGAAGCAUCAUUCGCAACGCAAUUAUCGAUAUUGAAGAGCACGAGUUUAAGAUUCUUCAGCAAGAGAUACAGGAGGAUGAACAGCAGGCCUCGCAGCAGCAGGACAAAUCAUUUAGCGCUUUACGGCGAGUGCUCGAGACAAAAGUCUCCCUUGAUGAGGCCAUUAGUAACAUUGAAACACUGCAGGUGGCAUUAAACAAAAUGACUGAAAGCCCCAGAGCCAGUGAUAUUCUCAAGGCAUCCGCAAACGAAGCUCAAGUAUCGCUUUUGCGUAUCCUGCAGAUUGCCAAGGGGCUGGCAACCUUCAGCGAGGCGGAGAGUACUCUCGACGUGAACGAGGCAAACACAUCCAGACUCUUGUUCGAGUGUGGUAAAAGCUUUGCUGACCUGGCCAGAGCCCUUGAUAAUCCAGCAGCUCAGUUGGAAGGUGAUUUCUUAAAUGCCCUUCAUCAUUUUAGCGAACUUGUUGGCCAACAGAAUCAGAGAUCAGACGAGAAACUCAGCAUAGCCGGUCCGCUCACUAGCCUGAUUCAAGUGCUCGAAAGAGUUCACCCUUUGAGGGCAUCUGUGGAAGAUCUAUCGGAAACAUUGGACGAUGUCUCAGUGCUAAAGUCGAUUGCAGAGUCAUUGCCCACGGAGCCCGAAGCAGAGCCCUUAAGCGGCGAGAAACCUAUACCAAAUGUAGGUGCCUUGCUUGCAGACCUAAACCAUGGAAUAGCUUCGGUUUUAUCUUAUUGUGAAGACGUUGAUGUGACUUCUCUAGCUAGCAAUGCUGGCCAGCAGGUCCAUGCAGUGAAAGUCAAGAUGCAGGCACUACAGAACAGCAUCGCUCUGGUGCAGGAGACAAACUUCGUGGAGGCUGCUCAUUCUUUGUCGGAGUCCAGUCAUCAGGGCACUUUUGCCGAGGCCCUCUGCAGCCUGGAGCGCUGUGUCCUGCAUGUGGAGGAGUGUAUUGCCCACAGUGGAGUCGAGAAUAUAAGUGAACUGGAACUUUCAAAACUUAAAACAUUGGCCACACAGCUGCGCGAUGUAAGGGAAUACUGUGAACAGAUCGAUACUCAUGUGUUGGAGCAUGCCAUCGAUUUAUCCACGCAGGACGAUAUCUCGGACCUUAAGACCAGUGGGCAUAAGCAAACCGUUUCGGAUAACAUCCAAGGGGUAGCUGCCGUGGAGGAAGAGCCAAUGGUCGAAUUUUUUAAUAUAAAGCAAGGUGUGGCGAGUGGCAUCAAACAGCUCGAGGCCUGCCUGGAGGUCACCCAGACCGAUGCCAGCAAAGAACUCCAGCAAGUGGGUGAAAUAAUGGAGCAGCUAAAGUCAGAUCUAAAGAGCAUUCAAGCCGCCCUUGUCUCGGACAACGAUCAGCAGGAAACUGUCUUGGCUCAGGCGAAAAUAGCUCGGACCAUGUUCAAAUUGAAGGAGUGUCUAGUGCACACCUACGAAUCGGGACUGGUUGACUCUUUGGAGAAUGUGGAGAGUGCUUUCGAGGACAUACUACUUUCUUUGCCAGUUCUAGAGACACAAUUGGCAGAGGAGAUGUUUGGCAAAAUCGAGCAAGUCUUCAAGAACUUCGUUGUCCAUUGCCAGAGUGCAGAAGCACAGGAGCUUAUCACCCUGAAGGCACCCAUUGGGAAUCUUUUGCAUUCCAUACAAGCUGUAGCCGCUCAACCCAACGUUGAUGUUGAUAAAUCAUCUGCGGUAGUAGUUCAGCUACAGACUAGUCUGAUGGCUGCAUUCAGAAGUCUCAAUGAGGUUAGCGAAGCGGCCAGCAGUGAACUAUUGGGUGACCUGCUAAAAACCCAGACCAGCCUGGUGACCGUAUUUGAUUUCAUUGAGAACAACGAGAACUCGAUUCGAAUCAUAGAACUGUUGCAGGAAAUCGAUUCCAUUACUGGUGACUUGAACACCCUGAACCUGAUUCCAUUUGAACAGACAGUGCCCAUAGACAUUGGAAUGAUAAUCGAAAACGUAUCGUCAGGUAAAGCCUUCCUAACUGAAAUCGAGGAGGGACUGCAAGCCAACAAUCCCCAAAGCAUUCUUUUGCUCGACGAAAACACGGAGGAUAUUGCUCAGUUGGAAGCAACACUAAUUCAAAUAGAGAAAGAAAUUCUUUGUCAGCCUCAACUAACGCAGAUAACCGCACAGCAAUUCACUCUCAUAGAAACCCUGCAGCUGCAACUGAAUAAUCUCAAAGAGAAGCUAACAGAACUGAAUGUUUCACUUGCUGAACUCCAUAAAGAAUCGGAAUCGGCACAGGAAUCAGAAGAGAAAGAGGUCCUUUGGGAAGACACUGAACCCGAAACCAAAAAGCCAAAGGUAAUCGAUGAACCUAUUCCGUCAGCUGAGAAGGAUGUCAGGCAAGAUGAUCAAAAUGUAGAUAGAUAUAGAUAUAUAUCUGAGACUCCUGGACAGAUAUCAGAAGAAGAGGUCAAAGGAAGUGGGAUGCCAGUUGAAGAACUGCAGGCCGAUACUAAAAAAGAAAUUCACACCGGGGAGGAUGCUGACAAGAAGACACAAAAGUCAGAAACUUUGAAGGAAAAGUUCUUGGAUCUAUCCAAGGCACUUGCUCUCAACACAAAUAGCGAGGCAUUGAAAUCAAUUGUGACAGAAAGCCAAGAUAUUAUCGAAAAUAUCAGUGAUGUUGACAAGGUAUCCAAGUCCAUUUUUAAAUUACGAGAACAUAUCGUUCACACCUAUGACGGAAAGCCAGGAAAUGAACAAUAUGAUAAGCAACUCGCGGAAGGGUUUAUCGAAGACCUUCUUGCGGCCUGCCCAGACGCUGCUGAGCAACUAAUUCACAACUAUCUUAAGGAAAUUAAGACAAAUGUAAUUUUAACUAAAGCUUCCAUUCAGCUUAUCGACGAGAGCGACAUGUUCACCAAACCAUCCUUGUUGGUGCCGAAACUAGUUAAUCUGGAAAGGAUUUCUGAGAAAAUUCAGUCUACGCAACAUUUAGAUAAGUCAUCUGAAAAGAUGAUCAGCUUGCAACAGAAUCUAAUGGACAUUUUUAUAAUACUUGAUGACCUACUAGACGAAAAGACGGAAAUCUUAAAGCCAAAGAUUGAUGAAAUUAAGACGAUUUUGCUCGGCGAGUAUGACUAUAUUGAAAAGAAACAAGGAGAUCUUCAUACUGCUAUUGUCCAUGGAAAGAUUCACAAUGUUACGCAGAAGAUGUUGAACAUUUGUGAAGAUCUGAAAGACUUGAUUGGCAAACAAACUCAACAUAAGGAAGCAGAAGAAAUUACAGAGCCUGAACUUCUUACCAAACAGAUAUCCGUAGAAAAGGUGGAAGAUAUCAAGAAACUUGAUGAAGAAUCAAAACUUUCAGAGGCUAAGACUUUGGAGAAACAAUCCAUCCAAGAACAGCAACUGGAUGAUAAGAUGCAGACGCACGCUGAAGAGGAUGCAGACAAGGCCAAGAAAGCUAAACUCUCUGACGUUCUUUCUGAAAAGAUGUCUGAACUCGAAGAGAAAAAACUGGAUGAGAAAACACAAAAGAAAGCUGAGGACUAUGCCAAAAAAAUUACCCAACAGGCAGAAGAUUCUGAGGUUGUUGCUGAAAAGAUACCCGAAGAAAAGGUUGAAGAAAGCAAGAAGGUCGAUGUCAAAGAUUCCAAGGCUACGGCACAGAAAGCAAAGGCUCUGGAGAAGCAACAACUCGAGGAUAAACAACUCGAUGACAAGAAACAGAAACAAACUGAGAAGGAUGCCGAAAAGAUGGUCCAGAAGGCAGAAGAAUCUGAAGUUAUUGCUGAAAAAAUAUCUGAAGAACAGGUAGAAGAAAGCAAGAAGGCCGAUGUCAAGGAUUCCGAGGCUAAGGUACAGAAAGCAAAGGCACUGGAGAAGCAACAACUCGAGGAGAAACAACUGGAUGACAAGAAACACAAGCAAACUGAGAAGGAUGCCGAAAAGAUGGUCCAGAAGGCAGAAGAAUCUGAAGUUAUUGCUGAAAAAAUAUCUGAAGAACAGGUAGAAGAAAGCAAGAAGGCAGAUGUCAAGGAUGCCGAGGCUAAGGUACAGAAAGCAAAGGCACUGGAGAAGCAAGAACUCGAGGAGAAACAACUGGAUGGGAAGAAACAGAAGCAAACUGAGAAGGAUGCCGAAAAGAUGGUCCAGAAGGCAGAAGAAUCUGAGGUUGUUGCUGAAAAAAUAUCUGACGAACAGGUAGAAGAAAGCAAGAAGGCCGAUGUCAAGGAUUCCGAGGCUAUGGCAGGAAAAGCAAAGGCACUGGAGAAGCAAGAACUCGAGGAGAUACAACUGGAUGGGAAGAAACAGAAGCAAACUGAGAAGGAUGCCGAAAAGAUGGUCCAGAAGGCAGAAGAAUCUGAGGUUGUUGCUGAAAAAAUAUCUGACGAACAGGUAGAAGAAAGCAAGAAGGCCGAUGUCAAGGUUGCCGAGGCUAAGGCACAGAAAGAAAAGGCACUGGAGAAGCAAGAACUCGAGGAGAAACAACUGGAUGGGAAGAAACAGAAGCAAACUGAGAAGGAUGCCGAAAAGAUGGUCCAGAAGGCAGAAGAAUCUGAGGUUGUUGCUGAAAAAAUAUCUGACGAACAGGUAGAAGAAAGCAAGAAGGCCGAUGUCAAGGAUUCCGAGGCUAUGGCAGGAAAAGCAAAGGCUCUGGAGAAGCAAGAACUCGAGGAGAAACAACUGGAUGGGAAGAAAAAGAAGCAAACUGAGAAGGAUGCCGAAAAGAUGGUCCAGAAGGCAGAAGAAUCUGAGGUUGUUGCUGAAAAAAUAUCUGACGAACAUGCAGAAGAAAGCAAGAAGGCAGAUGUCAAGGAUGCCGAGGCUAAGGCACAGAAAGGAAAGGCACUGGAGAAGCAAGAACUCGAGGAGAAACAACUGGAUGGGAAGAAACAGAAGCAAACUGAGAAGGAUGCCGAAAAUAUGGUCCAGAAGGCAGAAGAAUCUGAGGUUGUUGCUGAAAAAAUAUCUGACGAACAGGUAGAAGAAAGCAAGAAGGCCGAUGUCAAGGUUGCCGAGGCUAAGGCACAAAAAGAAAAGGCACUGGAGAAGCAAGAACUCGAGGAUAAACAACUGGAUGAGAAGAAAGAGAAGCAAACUGAGAAGGAUGCCGAAAAGAUGGUCCAGAAGGCAGAAGAAUCUGAGGUUGUUGCUGAAAAAAUAUCUGAAGAAAAACUUGAAGAAAGCAAGAAGGCAGAUGUCAAGGAUGCCGAGGCUAAGGCACAGAUAGCAAAGUCUCUGGAGAAGCAAGAACUCGAGGAGAAACAACUGGAUGAGAAGAAACAGAAGCAAACUGAGAAGGGUGCCGAAAAGAUGGUCCAGAAGGCAGAAGAAUCUGAGGUUGUUGCUGAAAAAAUAUCUGAAGAAAAACUUGAAGAAAGCAAGAAGGCAGAUGUCAAGGAUGCCGAGGCUAAGGCACAGAAAGCAAAGGCUCUGGAGAAGCAAGAAAUCGAGGAGAAACAACUGGAUGAGAAGAAACAGAAGCAAACUGAGAAGGAUGCCGAAAAGAUGGUCCAGAAGGCAGAAGGAUCUGAGGUUGUUGCUGAAAAAAUAUCUGAAGAAAAACUUGAAGAAAGCAAGAAGGCAGAUGUCAAGGAUGCCGAGGCUAAGGCACAGAAAGCAAAGGCUCUGGAGAAGCAAGAAAUCGAGGAGAAACAACUGGAUGAGAAGAAACAGAAGCAAACUGAGAAGGAUGCCGAAAAGAUGGUCCAGAAGGCAGAAGGAUCUGAGGUUGUUUCUGAAAAAAUAUCUGAAGAAAAACUUGAAGAAAGCAAAAAGGCAGAUGUCAAGGAUGCCGAGGCUAAGGCACAGAAAGCAAAGUCUUUGGAGAAGCAACAACUCGAGGAGAAACUACUGGAUGACAAGAAACAGAAGCAAACUGAGAAGGAUGCCGAAAAGAUGGUCCAGAAGGCAGAAGGAUCUGAGGUUGUUGCUGAAAAAAUAUCUGAAGAAAAACUUGAAGAAAACAAGAAGGCAGAUGUCAAGGAUGUCGAGGCUAAGGCACAGAUAGCAAAGGCUCUGGAGAAGCAAGAACUCGAGGAGAAACAACUGGAUGACAAGAAACAGAAGCAAACUGAGAAGGAUGCCGAAAAGAUGGCCCAGAAGGCAGAAGGAUCUGAGGUUGUUGCUGAAAAAAUAUCUGAAGAAAAACUUGAAGAAAGCAAGAAGGCUGAUGUCAAGGAUGCCGAGGCUAAGGCACAGAAAGCAACGGCUCUGGAGAAGCAAGAAAUCGAGGAGAAACAACUGGAUGAGAAGAAACGGAAGCAAACUGAGAAGGAUGCCGAAAAGAUGGUCCAGAAGGCAGAAGAAUCUGAGGUUGUUGCUGAAAAAAUAUCUGACGAACAGGUAGAAGAAAUCAAGAAGGCCGAUGUCAAGGUUGCCGAGGCUAAGGCGCAGAAAGAAAAGGCACUGGAAAAGCAAGAACUCGAGGAGAUACAACUGGAUGAGAAGAAAGAGAAGCAAACUGAGAAGGAUGCCGAAAAGAUGGUCCAGAAGGCAGAAGAAUCUGAGGUUGUUGCUGAAAAAAUAUCUGAAGAAAAACUUGAAGAAAGCAAGAAGGCCGAUGUCAAGGAUUCCGAGGCUAAGGCACAGAAAGCAAAGUCUUUGGAGAAGCAACAACUCGAGGAGAAACAACUGGAUGACAAGAAACAGAAGCAAACUGAGAAGGAUGCCGAAAAGAUGGCCCAGAAAGGGGAGGUAUCCGAAGCUCUGACUGAAAAGGUUUCUGACGAACCGACAGAAGAAAUAAUCAAAACUAUUGUUACGGAUCCGACAUCCAAGCCUCAAGGGACAAAGGCUUUGGACAAACAGUCUGUCUCAGCAAAACAACUGAAUGAGAUCAAGCAAAAGCAGGAUGAGAAGGACGUAGAAAAAGCCAAGAAAGCAGACGUUUCUGAAGAACCCCAAGAACAAUCGGUUUUGGAGAGGCAAUUUAACGAGGAACAAGAAGUGGUUGAAAAAAGGCUAAAGCAGCUUAUCGACGAGAGCGACAUGAUCACCAAACCAUCCUUGUUGGUGCCGAAACUAGUUAGUCUGGAAAGGAUUUCUGAGAAAAUUCAGUCUACGCAACAUUUAGAUAAGUCAUCUGAAAAGAUGAUCAGCUUGCAACAGAAUCUAAUGGACAUUUUUAUAAUACUUGAUGACCUACUAGACGAAAAGACGGAAAUCUUAAAGCCAAAGAUUGAUGAAAUUAAGACGAUUUUGCUCGGCGAGUAUGACUAUAUUGAAAAGAAACAAGGAGAUCUUCAUACUGCUAUUGUCCAUGGAAAGAUUCACAAUGUUACGCAGAAGAUGUUGAACAUUUGUGAAGAUCUGAAAGACUUGAUUGGCAAACAAAGUCAACAUAAGGAAGCAGAAGAAAUUACAGAGCCUGAACUUCUUACCAAACAGAUAUCCGUAGAAAAGGUGGAAGAUAUCAAGAAACUUGAUGAAGAAUCAAAACUUUCAGAGGCUAAGACUUUGGAGAAACAAUCCAUCCAAGAACAGCAACUGGAUGAUAAGAUGCAGACGCACGCUGAAGAGGAUGCAGACAAGGCCAAGAAAGCUAAACUCUCUGACGUUCUUUCUGAAAAGAUGUCUGAACUCGAAGAGAAACAACUGGAUGAGAAAACACAAAAGAAAGCUGCGGACUAUGCCAAAAAAAUUACCCAACAGGCAGACGAUUCUGAGGUUGUUGCUGAAAAGAUACCCGAAGAAAAGGUUGAAGAAAGCAAGAAGGUCGAUGUCAAAGAUUCCAAGGCUACGGCACAGAAAGCAAAGGCUCUGGAGAAGCAACAACUCGAGGAUAAACAACUCGAUGACAAGAAACAGAAACAAACUGAGAAGGAUGCCGAAAAGAUGGUCCAGAAGGCAGAAGAAUCUGAAGUUAUUGCUGAAAAAAUAUCUGAAGAACAGGUAGAAGAAAGCAAGAAGGCCGAUGUCAAGGAUUCCGAGGCUAAGGUACAGAAAGCAAAGGCACUGGAGAAGCAACAACUCGAGGAGAAACAACUGGAUGACAAGAAACACAAGCAAACUGAGAAGGAUGCCGAAAAGAUGGUCCAGAAGGCAGAAGAAUCUGAAGUUAUUGCUGAAAAAAUAUCUGAAGAACAGGUAGAAGAAAGCAAGAAGGCAGAUGUCAAGGAUGCCGAGGCUAAGGCACAGAAAGGAAAGGCACUGGAGAAGCAAGAACUCGAGGAGAUACAACUGGAUGGGAAGAAACAGAAGAAAACUGAGAAGGAUGCCGAAAAGAUGGCCCAGAAGGCAGAAGGAUCUGAGGUUGUUGCUGAAAAGAAAUCCAAAGAGGAGGUUGAAGAAAACAAGAAGGCCGAUGUCAAGGUUUCCGAGGCUAAGGCACAGAAAGCAAAGGCUCUGGAGAAGCAACAACUCGAGGAGAAACAACUUGAGGACAAGAAACAGAAGCAAACUGAGAAGGAUGCCGAAAAGAUGUCCCAGGAGGCAGAAGGAUCUGAGGUUGUUGCUGAAAAGAAAUCCAAAGAGGAGGUUGAAAAAAACAAGAAGGCCGAUGUCAAGGAUUCCGAGGCUAUGGCAGGAAAAGCAAAGGCUCUGGAGAAGCAACAACUCGAGGAGAAACAACUUGAGGACAAGAAACAGAAGCAAACUGAGAAGGAUGCCGAAAAGAUGGCCCAGGAGGCAGAAGGAUCUGAGGUUGUUGCUGAAAAGAAAUCCAAAGAGGAGGUUGAAAAAAACAAGAAGGCCGAUGUCAAGGAUUCCGAGGCUAAGGCCCAGAAGGCAGAGGCGUUGGAGAAGCAAGAGCUCGAGGAGAAACAACUGGAUGAGAAGAAGCAGAAACAAACUGAGAAGGAUGCCGAAAAGAUGGUCCAGAAGGCAGAAGAAUCUGAGGUUAUUGCUGAAAAAAUAUCUAAAGAACAGGUAGAAGAAAACAAGAAGGCAGAUGUCAAGGAUUCCAAGGCUAGGUCACAGAAAGCAAAGGCUCUGGAGAAGCAUCAACUUGAGGAGAAACAACUGGAUGAGAAGAAACAGAAGCAAACUGAGAAGGAUGCUGAAAAGAUGGCCCAGAAGGCAGAAGGAUCUGAGGUUGUUGCUGAAAAGAAAUCCAAAGAGGAGGUUGAAAAAAACAAGAAGGCCGAUGUCAAGGAUUCCGAGGCUAAGGCCCAGAAAGCAGAGGCGUUGGAGAAGCAAGAGCUCGAGGAGAAACAACUGGAUGAGAAGAAGCAGAAACAAACUGAGAAGGAUGCCGAAAAGAUGGUCCAGAAGGCAGAAGAAUCUGAGGUUAUUGCUGAAAAAAUAUCUAAAGAACAGGUAGAAGAAAGCAAGAAGGCAGAUGUCAAGGAUUCCAAGGCUAGGUCACAGAAAGCAAAGGCUCUGGAGAAGCAUCAACUUGAGGAGAAACAACUGGAUGAGAAGAAACAGAAGCAAACUGAGAAGGAUGCUGAAAAGAUGGCCCAGAAGGCAGAAGGAUCUGAUGUUGUUGCUGAAAAGAAAUCCAAAGAGGAGGUUGAAAAAAACAAGAAGGCCGAUGUCAAGGAUUCCGAGGCUAAGGCCCAGAAAGCAGAGGCGUUGGAGAAGCAAGAGCUCGAGGAGAAACAACUGGAUGAGAAGAAGCAGAAACAAACUGAGAAGGAUGCCGAAAAGAUGGUCCAGAAGGCAGAAGAAUCUGAGGUUAUUGCUGAAAAAAUAUCUAAAGAACAGGUAGAAGAAAGCAAGAAGGCAGAUGUCAAGGAUUCCAAGGCUAGGUCACAGAAAGCAAAGGCUCUGGAGAAGCAUCAACUUGAGGAGAAACAACUGGAUGAGAAGAAACAGAAGCAAACUGAGAAGGAUGCCGAAAAGAUGGUCCAGAAGGCAGAGGAAUCUGAGGUUAUUGCUGAAAAAACAUCUGAAGAACAGGUUGAAGAAAGCAAGAAAGCGGAUGUUAGGGAUUCCAAGGCUAAGGUACAGAAAGCAAUGGCGUUGGAGAAGCAAAAACUCGAGGAGAAACCACUGGAUGACAAGAAACAGAAGCAAACUGAGAAGGAUGCCGAAAAUACUGUCCAGAAGUCAGAAGAAUCUGAGGUUGUUACUGAAAAGAUGUUCGAAGAAAAGUUAAAAGAAGUCACGAAGACGGAUGCCCCGGAGAAACUGGAUUACAAGAAACAAAAGCCGACUGAGAAGGAAGCCGAACACGACUCUAAGAAAGUGGAAGUAAUCGAGGCCGUUGAGGUGAAGACAUCCGAGAAAGUCUCAAUAGAGACAGCUCAUAGAUCAGAAUCAAGAAAAAUUGUUUCUGAAGACAAUAUUAUUGACGAAAGAAAACCUAGCUCUCAAUGUGAUGUUGAGAGAAAUCAAAGAGUGGAUGAACCUGCUGACGCCAUUAGUACGCGAUCCUAUAAAUCAAUGGACUCGGAGUACAAGGAUAGAAAGGAAUCACGUAGUGCUAAGCGUAAACCCACCGUGGACAUACAGUUAACCAAUCGAAAUACGGCGUCGGGCAGUGAUCUUAAGUUGACCUGCGGGCUAUCUGGACACGAUAUGAGGGUGGAGUGGUUUAAGCAGAACACUCCGAUCGAGAAUGGGGCCAAGUACAGGAAAACAUUGAACGACGGCCUCUCGUGCCUUGAAAUUAAAUCGGCCGAACUAAAUGAUUCUGGCAUCUACCGCUGCAUAGCGUCCAACCAAAAUGGAGAAGUCGAAACUAGCUGUCUUGUGACUAUAUACGAAGCACCUUCGAGCAAAUUUGGCACCCCGCCAAUAUUUACACGCAACAUUCGAGGUCCGAGACCAAUAAAAAUGGGAGAAACGGAUGGAGAUAUCGAGCCACGGGCAUCUGCCGAACCAGAUGCGCCAGCAGCCCAGGACACCUUGCAGGUGCCAACGCAAAAAAAGCGAAAACUCAAAUCACCAACUCCGGGAAGCUUACGCGGACGCAGCUCCACGCCGAUACACGGCCGGAGUCAGACACCGUUCACCCUCUAUAUGACCCGACGCAGUGCCACGCCCUCGACGUGGCGCAGCAUUACGCCGUUCCUGAAUCGCGAGGAGAAGGAGAAGACUCCUUUCGAAUUGGGGCGGGACAUAAAGAGCCAGACCACGUGCAACAUUGCCGUUUUCGAUCGCGCCCUCGUCAUGGAUAUCUCCGAGCCGUUGGAUGUGCAGAAGCCCGUGCGUUACAUAACAUCUGACUUGUCGGUAAUCGAUCGCGCUGCCGUAAUGGAUGUGUCCAACGUUGAGGUUAUCUACGUCGUGGAAGAGUACGAAGAGUUCGAUGAGGAGGAGAUCCUCGAGGAGGUGAAGCCCAAGAAGAAGGAGAAGAAGGCCAGGAAGCCCCGUGUCGCGCGCAAGUCCGUCGACAUGACAUCGGACAGCGAAGAUAUUGUUGACGGCCUCGAUGAUCGGGAGGACAGUUUGGAUCUCGACGAUGACGAGCCCGUCAAGAAGGGCAAGAAGAAGGCUCCUCCCAAGAAGAAGGAGAAGAAGGAGAAGUCACCCAGUCCGAAAUUGAGCUUGAAGCUAGAGAUUGGCGGCGGCCAGAAGGCUAGCAAGAAGAUGUUCGAGCAGCAGCAGCAGGCGGGACCCAAGCCACCGCCAAAGAAGAGCAAGAUGGUGCUCCAAAUGGAGGAGCAGGCCAAGGCGGCUGCCAAGGCCGCCGAAGAGGAGGCCAACCGGGCGAAGCCUAAGGGCGAGACCUUUGAGGAGCGGCAGAAACAUCUCGCCGAAGAAGAGGAGGACGUAGUGGUCGACUUGAAGAAAGAGAAACGUCGUGGCAGCGACUCCUCCGAUGACUUCGUUCGUCCCGAUCCCCACGAGGAGGAGCGCUGGCAGCGCAUCGCCGCCAUCGAGGGCGAGGAGUUCAUGCAGCAGAUGCGCAAGUACAGCAUGGCCAAGCGCAUCAGCGAAAAGGAGCGCGACGCCGACUGGCAGAAUCGCCGGGAGCAGGGUCGCCGGCCCAAGUUUAUAAAUUUCCUCUCUGAUCGCACGGUCGAGUGCGGCCAGAGUGUGCGCCUGGCCUGUGCCGUUGAUGGCCCCGAGCUAUCAGCCAAGUGGUUCAAGGACCGCCGGCAGCUUGAGCGCGAUGGUUGCCAUCGCAUCUCGAACAACAACAAUAUCCUUGUCCUAGAGGUGCUCAACACAAACAUCCUGGACUCUGGCGAGUAUUCGUGCGUGAUUUCGAACCAGAACGACGAGGUGACCUCCUCGUGCAUUGUCACCGUCUACGAGGUGUUUAAGGAUGAACCGAAACCACCCACCAUUCAGUAUAUCAAAGAGUACUAUCAUUUGCGCGACGAUGAGCUGACCAUCGAGUGCCAUGUCCAUGGUGUGCCCCGACCGGUCAUCACAUGGUGGCGCGGUGCCUUCCAGGUGAAGCCUAGCUACAAGUUCACCAUGCUGGAGGAGGCGCACGGUGUCUGCAAGCUGCUGAUCUAUAAGCCCGGCAACAAGGACGGCGGUAUCUACACUCUGAAGGCUAUCAAUUCCAUCGGCGAGGUUCAGAUCAAUCACACUGUGGAGGUGGCCAAGAAUCUGCACUACCAUGUCCCGGGCAUCUUCCAUGCCCGCGACAGGAUCCAGCUGGACAGCUUGAAGCAUGCCAAGAGGCAAAUGGAUGCGGCCCUCAAGUCCAUGGCCGAGUCGGAUCAGAGGCGUGCCGAGGCGGAGGCCGAACAGGCGCGCCUCCGACCAGUGCGUCCCUCCCCAGAGCCACUGGUCCCUGCUAAGCAGAAGCUCUCGUUUGCCACUCAGCUUCGUGAUCGCAUGGCUCUUGAGGGGUCCACCAUUAAGUUUGUGGCCACUGUCAUUGGACCCUCGCCCAGCACCCGCUGGAUGAAGGACGACAAGUGGGUGGUGGUUGGUGGCAACAUCAAGAACCUGUCGGAGGAGGGCAAAGCAAUUCUAGCGAUCGAGAAUGCCACCACUGCCGACUCGGGCGUCUACAAGUGCGUGGCCAAGAACGAACUCAGCGAAAUCGAAACCUCUUGCUACUUCAAAGUGUAUGCGGCACAAACCGAUGGCGACGAAUCGGAGCCCAUAUUCGCCCUGCCCCUGCGAGUGUUCUGGUUACACGACUGCUAUAUGUGCUAUAUGUGUGUGUGA